AAACAUCACCUCCGCACCGUACCGUCGUCUUCCUGCUCUACCUUCCUCUUGCCCUUCCGCUCCUGUUGGCCGCCUAAUCUAGGUCUUAUUCCCUCCACUGAGGUCUUGGGUUUUGGGUGUUGAAGUUUGUAGAUUGAUCCCCGGAGAACGAGAAGACUACAGCGUCUUUCGAAUUCGGGGUUCAAGACAUGUAUCCAUUCCAAUCCUUUUCAUCAGUUGUAUAUGAAUCCAUGUUAAAGCAUGAUUGUUAGAGCAAGUUCAUCGGUUCUGCCUAAAUUUGUUGGAGAUAUUGCUGAAAUUUAAAAUCAGAGAGGGAUUUCUGAUGCUAAACUAUGUCCCUAAUGGUGUGCUAUAUUUUGUUCCAAAUGUAACUUAUUCUCCAGGACUAUGUGGUCACAUUCCACCUGGAAAUGGACAGAGUCAAAGAUCAACAACAAAGGCAAUUGUUUAAACAAUCAACAUGGCCCGAGUUUGAAGGGUACUUCAUCCUCUUCCCGCACCAACUCAGUUCAGAGGCUGGGGAGUUACCAGGCGAACUAAGUUCAAUUCUUCAUGUUAUCGGUCAGAUUUUCCCCUCACAUCAGAAAGUUUGGGUUAGAUCAAAGUCUUUGUUGGAUAGCGGCCGAGGAAGCUUUACUCUUUCAAGCAGGAUUUCUGGUGGUCGAAGGAGCAGAAAAAAUGGCUCAGAGUCAUCGGGGACAUUGGGUGGACAACAUUGGAAGAAGAGGCAUCAUAAAGUUACCUCCCAGAGACAAUUUAAUCUCAAGACAGAGGUCGGGCGACAUGACAAGCUCGAUAUGCAACUCAUCCCAUUGAAGCUACUUGUGCCGCACGAGAGAAAGGAAUUUGCAACGAAUCUGCUUAAGAACAUGAAUCCUAAGGACACUCAGUGACAGAAAACUGAGGGGGUAAAUUAUGUUAAACCUUUGUACCUUUUAAAGAAGAUUAUGAAAGAAGCCGCUCUGUUGUUCUACAACAUUCUAUGAAAAAUAGUUCAAUAAAACGGUCUGAGUCCUGGUCCAGUCAUGUGUACAGAGCAGGUUUACUUUUAGUUACUGUGUAGGUGCAAAAGAUGUCAAGGGGAAUAUUUUUUGGUGAUGCAAUGUUACUGAUAUAGUUCAUGUAUUUUAUCUUUUGCAGAUAAUGGGAGAGCUAGCUGUCUA
This is a messenger RNA of Daucus carota subsp. sativus, 1163 nucleotides long. RefSeq lists its product as uncharacterized. The transcript is spliced from 7 exons. Lineage: Eukaryota; Viridiplantae; Streptophyta; Magnoliopsida; Apiales; Apiaceae. The coding region runs from base 411 to 893 and encodes 160 amino acids. The record is from RefSeq and is a predicted model, not a curated record.